AUGGAAUUGAAUUUUGUAACAACUAUAUCUGCUGUGCUAGCAUCAAUAACGGCAUAUGUCAAUGAAAAUUCAACAAUACAACAAUGCUGCAAUUUGCAUUUAACAGGAAAUAUUCACCAAAAUGGUGAUUAUCUGAAAAGGAUUGUUGAUAAUAAUAGUGGUAGUGAUAGUAGUGAUAACAAUGAUAAUGAUAAUGAUAAUAGCAAUAACACUAGUAGCAUUCGCCGUGGUACAAGUGAGCACGAGUUAACCAAAUGUAAGGCUCAAUGUGAUGCACAAUGGAAAAGUGAUUUUCAUAUGCAUUUCCAAAAGAAUUAUGAUGAAGAAUUUUAUGAAUUUCCAUUAGAUGAAUUAAUCACCGCAUCAUUUGAUAAUUUUUAUACAUUUUGCAAUAUAACGGAACACAAAUUAGCAUGUUGGAAUAUGCAAUGUAAAAUGAAUCAUAAACAAAUAUCGUGGAGCAGUGAUUUACAUAUUUGCACCUUUAAAAGAUUGCAAUUUGAAAAUGCACUUAAUUGUUUGAACUUAACUAGCACAGGUGCACAUAACGAGUGUAAUGAAAUAUGUCGUCAUAUUGCACGACGAAAUCCAACAAAAGGGAAUGAAAAAUCAUACCUUUAUGAAGUAGCCGCUAAUUUAGCUGAAAUUUAUCAAUAUUGGCAAUUGAAUAAACAAUGCGCUUUUCAGAUCUGUCAUUUGGAGUGUCGAAAAGAAUUAAUACGAAAUAUGUGUGAACAAGAUGAAACAAUUAAUGGAUUGGAUGUAAUACAAAAUUACUAUCAGUAUGAUUUGCUUGAUCAGUUGCGUUCAUUAAUUGAUAGUUCUACCGAGCAUUUAUAUCCAUUGAUGUGCCGAUUUUAUCUUCCAAUACAGUAUCACUCGGAUCUAACGAACGAAAUCAAUAACGAAAUCAAGGAAUCAAUCAUUGCAAUUAAACAAGCGGUAAAUGAUGUUGUUGAAAUGGUCACCAAAUUAUGA
This is a messenger RNA of Brugia malayi, 978 nucleotides long. RefSeq lists its product as uncharacterized. Lineage: Eukaryota; Metazoa; Nematoda; Chromadorea; Rhabditida; Onchocercidae. The record is from RefSeq and is a predicted model, not a curated record. The coding region runs from base 1 to 978 and encodes 325 amino acids. The transcript is spliced from 6 exons.